Molecule: messenger RNA, 627 nt
Organism: Nicotiana tabacum (common tobacco)
Lineage: Eukaryota; Viridiplantae; Streptophyta; Magnoliopsida; Solanales; Solanaceae
Source: RefSeq, a predicted model, not a curated record
AUGGAGAAUACUCAAACUAUUAGUUGUGAAAUACAAAUCAUAAGAGGAAGAAACAUAGAGCAAAGCUCUUUAGGGAAAAACAACUUGUUUGUUAGAUGCUAUCUUCCAGCAGGAGGCAACCAAAGAGUUCAGCUAAACAGCCAAGAAAUCUCAGCAUCAAAAUGUGAUAGUAACUUGUUUUGGGAUGAAUCUUUCUCAUUGGAUUGCAUGGGAACUCAAGACUCCAUUAGCAUGCUGAAGCAAGGCACGGUUAUCUUCGAGCUCCGGUCAAGAAAAUAUAUUCCAGUUUUAGGUAAAGUUAUUGGUAGCUCACAAGUGUUGGGGAGAGCUGAAAUUCCAUGGAAAAGAGUAUUUGAGUCAACAGAAAUGGAAAUUGAGGAGUGGGCAAUAUUCAUGGCUACUUCUAAAAGUGAUAAGCGUGUGCAUAAUGAAGAUGUGAAACCUCCAGCAGUGAAAAUAGCAAUGAAGGUUAAAGUAAAAGAGGCAACAAAAGUCAAGAAAAAUUGUACAUCAUGGGAUGAGUCAUGUGCUUGCAAAGGUUACUGUGGGUGCAAUAGUAAUAGUAGUAUUUUCAGUGCUGAUGAUUAUGAAAUCUUUGCACUUGGAGCGGCUUUAGAUUCCCUUUAA